This is a messenger RNA of Moneuplotes crassus, 717 nucleotides long. The record is from the annotation of a GenBank genome assembly. Lineage: Eukaryota; Ciliophora; Spirotrichea; Euplotida; Euplotidae.
AUGUCCAAGCUAGUUAUCUUUAUCUUAACUGUGCUAUUAACACUACUGAUAGUAAGCACAAAAGCGACUAAAUCAACAAGCUCUCAACUCAAAAAUUUUUCAAGAGCCCAGCUUAGUAGCAAGGAUGCAGACUCUAUAAACCAACACAUCCAGCUAGCUAAAACUUAUAUACAAGCCUUGCAAGAAUAUAAUGGUCAAGUGAAGAGUUACCAAUGGAGGUGGGUCUGGAGUUACCAAUUCAUGGGGAUUGCUAUGUCUUCUAAGUGGGAUCUUGUCUUUGAUGUAGGGUGGAAAGUCAAUUUCAACGAGACCGGAGGAGAUUUCUUUCAUAUAAACUACGAACCUUUUGUCGAUUUGCAUACCUACAUGUGGAAUGAUUUAGCUCUCUGGCUUGCUGAAUUUUAUUAUGAUCCUAUUGCUCAGAUCCUCUUUGGAUCAAUGCAAUUAGAUUUUACUCUUGAUAGAAAUGGCAAGGCAUGUUUAAAUGCCACAUACGAUCUUGAGCCAGUUUAUUACCAUGGCUAUCUUGGAUCAACUCUGAAAGAGUGCCAUACUGAAAUUCUAAGUGAAGUAGCACAACAAACUCCUAUACAUCUAGAGUGUAACAUGACAGACCAUGUAUACAUAAGGUUUCACAACCUUGAGUUCACUCCAAGAUUAGUUGAUACAUUCCUGGAUAUUUGUAUAGAUUUUUAAGAAUGUUCAUCCCACUCUCUG